Podarcis lilfordi (Lilford's wall lizard) is the source of this 12353-nucleotide messenger RNA. Lineage: Eukaryota; Metazoa; Chordata; Lepidosauria; Squamata; Lacertidae. The record is from the annotation of a GenBank genome assembly.
AUGGUGCGAGGCCUGACAUUCACAGAACGUAAGUUGUUCCUACUUUUUCCUCUUCAGUGGAAUGCAGGAAGGCAGAGUUCCUGUACCUCUUGGGAGGGAGACCUUGAGCCUUCCUUUCUGCAGAGUUUGGGGAUGAUAUCUCAAGUGGCACAAAAAUGGAACCUGGUAUCUAAAUGGUGGUGAAGACAAUCCCCCCCCCACACCCUGGGAACAUUUGUGCCAAGUUUGGCAACAAUGUUUCAAGAAAUGGCAAAACCUAUGUAAAUCCCAAUUCUGUCUUCCAUGGCAUUAGCUACCCCUCCCAGUUUGGUGACAUCUGCCAAUUUGAUGAGCAUCUCCUCAAUUCCUUCAGCCAAGUUGUUUAUAAAGUUGUUGAACUAUCCCUUGCUUUUUCCUGUAGAACAAAUUGCAGUCGUUAACAGUCGUCAACAGGUUUACCAUACCCAUUGAGUCAAUCACCCAUCUCCCACUACCCUUCUGAGAAAUACCCAGGCCUCCCUCCCACUAUAUAUAAGGGUCUGGUGACUUCUCCUUCAGUGUAUCUGAAGAUGUGUGCAUGCACACGAAAGCUUAUAGCCAGAACAAACUUAGUUGAUCUCUAAGGUGCUACUGGACUAUUUUUUAAUUUUAAUUUUGACUGUGUCAGACCAACAUGGCUUCCUACCUGAAUCAGGGAACCAUUAGUGAGUACUCUUUGGGUUCGGUCAGUCAACCAGCUACAAAUCCACCUAACAGUUACCUCAUUCAACCCACACUUUACCAGUUUCCUCACAAGAAUAUCAUGGGGAACUUUUUUGUCAAAAGCCUUACUGAAAUCAAGAUACACUAUGUUCACAUCAUUCCCCUGAUCCACCAAGCUUGUUACUCCAUUAAAAAAACAGAAAUGAGAUUUGUCUUGCAGAGUAGAGCUGAAAACUGAAUUCCUGCAGGAUCAUCACUCCCUACGAUUUUGCUCCUGAGCUACAAGUUUUUCAGGGAUUUACCCUACUGGGAUUUAGCUGCUAGCACACAAUGGAUAUUUUGUGCCAUUGUAGCAAGUUUUAGCUAAUGUUCUAGUAAAUUAUAUACUAUGUGACCCAACACCACAAUGCAGCUUCAAGAACCAGUGUGGCUUCCAGAUCCAAUGCCGCUUCCAGAUCCAAUGUGGCUUCCAGAUCCAAUGUGGCUUCCAGAUCUAAUGUGGCUUCCAGAUCCAAUGUCUCUUCCAGAUCUAAUGUGGCAUCCAGGUCAAUACUAAAACGCAGACGAAAACCACCUCCUAGAAAGGGUAUGUAUGCAGCACACAUAGAACUGGUUCAUAGCCUAGAUGAGGAACACACUGGAAAGGAAAGGUGAGAGAGCAACAGGAGGCAUAUGUGGCCAGUCGUGGUGGGCAGGCCUGGAGAAAAGCCAGCCGUGCUCUGUCACUCCAGCAGGCUCCUUUAGCCAAGCAAACUAGUUCUAUGCCAGCCUCAGGCUGUGUUCUCCCCUGAUCCACAAUGUGGUAAGGAUUUACCUCUCUACCACUGCUCCUCGCCCAGGUGAGGGAACAAACCUUUAAAUAAACAUGCAACAAAGACAAUAUCAAAGCAAGCAUCCUGUAGGGACCUCGUUUAUUAAAUCUAUUUCACAACAGGACAGCCUUCGCUCUGCUGGGACAGAGGCAGGAGAAAUGUGCUCUGUUGAUCCUCAUUGAUCUCGCACUGCUUUUCACUACCAUCAACUAUGGUAUUCUUCCAGAGGGACUGACUGAGCUGGGAUUGGGCGACACUGCUGUGCAAUGGUUCUAGUCCUGCUUGGGUGACUGUGCUUGGGGAGUUCUGGUCAGCACCAUGGAGCCUUCAACGCAGGGUUCCUCAAAGUUCAGUUUCAUCCCCCAUGCAGACUACGGUCAUCCAUAUUUUGGAGUGUGUUGUGAGAAAUGCUGAUGACACACAGCUCUAUCUCCCCUUUACAUUUGCAGGUAUGGCAGUUGACAUACUAGACCAAUGCCUGGCCUCAGUAAUGGACUGGAUGAGAGCCAAUAAACGGAAGCUUAAUCCAGACAAGACUGAGGUGCAGUCAGUGGGUGGUUCCCUAGACAAGAUGGGUGGGAUAUGGCCUGUUCUGGAUGGGGUUAGACUCCCUCUGAAGGAGUACUUCUGGAUCCAUUACUGUCACUUGAAAUGAAAAGGCAAAAAAGUUACCCAUGAUACUUAAAGCAGAUUUUCUUUCUUUCUUUUUGUCCAUCAAGGAAAACUCGCUGCUGUUUUGCAUGAGAUAAAAGAGUUCUUUCUCUCUUCCAUUGGUACAUUUAUUGUAGUGAUGCUGUGCCUGGUCCUGUUUUUUGCUGCAUUUGGAGCAGUUAGUCUGUGUAAGUCUAGGCUGUGUAGGCCUUUAGCAUUAUCCUGGUUGGCUUUACAUCAGUACGAAGAACACUUUCAAAAGUGUCACCAUAAUCCAACCACAACUAAGCCCUUUUAUCUCCCAUUGAUUCCAGUGUGUAAGGUAAGGAUGUGGCUAAAUCUCACCCAUUGAAAUAAAUGCCUUUUUCUUGCCCCUCAAUAACUGCUUAGCUGCUCCAGAGACUUUUUAGGCCAACAUUAUGAAGCAACCUGUGCAGUCACUUGUCCUACCUUGCAACUCCCUGUUUGUCUUUCUUUCUAUCUUUGCAUGCUGGGUAAGAGCUUGCUUCUCUUAAAGAGACUGUCACAGGUUCUGCAGGAUAUCUCACGGGUAAACAAAAGAGGUCUUCAAGUCAUCUAGGAAGCCAUCCUCCCUCUCUGACCUUCUCCCUAGCCCUAGAUGAGUAGAAGAAAGUUGUCAAAGGACAGGGAAAUCAUAUUGAUUUCUGAGCGCAAUCAGAUGUUUGUGUGUGUCUCCUUUUAAAAGUCUAAGCCCUUCAUGUGUUACUUAUUCAUUUGUGGGAUGAAUUUAAGGUUCUGGUACUGACCUAGGAAGUCUUCACUGACUUGGAUCCCAAGGGUCUGAAGGACACAUUGUCUUGUACAACCUGCUCAGGUCCCUAGAUCUUGGAGGUAGAAGUAGAUUGUCUCAUUGUCCCACUGUCAGUGGUAAUCCAUUAGGUGGCAUGACAGAAAAGAGCCUUCUGUGUGGUAGCACUCUGAUUGUGAAAUGUCCUGCCUCUGGAAUUAUAUAAUGCAUCAACACUUGCCAUUUUGGCACCUGGUUUAUAUCUGUUUGUUUUCCAGAUAUACUGGUGGGAAUAUUAGGCGUUUUCUGGGUAUUGGUGGGGAAUAUUAGGUUUUAUGUUUCCAGUGGGAAUUUUGAGGGCACGUGGUGGGCUGGGCUGGAGGGGACAGGAAAGAAAGCUUCCUUGUCCAUACAGAAGUCCAUUAGACCAGUGGCGCUGCGGCACUGGAUAUGGCCCUAACUCUGCACUUUUACUUUAUCUCAUUUAUUUAAUGUUGUUACAAGAUGUUGUAACCUGGCCUUUAUUGUUCCACAUUGAUUUUAUUCAAUUUAUAGACCACCCUUCACAGGGUGAUCUACAGGUUUCAUUUUACUGCAGUUUUAUUACUGGAAUGCUGCCCACUCUGCUGCCUGAGGCUUCAUUAAACACUUUUGCUUUGAGAUGUGAAUAACCUUAAAAAAUUGCUAAGACACGGGGAGCCUUGAUUCCAAAUUAGCCGCAGCAAUUCUGGGGUGGAGGUACUGUCGCAUCAGCCGACUCACCAUUUCUUUCCCUCCUAACUCUUCUAUAGAUAUUCAUAAAAGGGAUCACAAAACACCUGAAAUAGAUUUAGCAAUGAAAAUGAUCAGGGACUUCAUGACCAAAGAGAAACCAUCCCUCCAAGGAAGAAAUGGUAAGGAAGGUGUCAUAGUCCUUACCAUUUAGGGUCACUUAGGGUCACUUACACCUAGGGUCACUCUUUGCCCCCGCUCCAGCAGCGGGUAUUGCCCCAUAGAAGAGCUUCUUUGCUUUCUACCUGGCCAGACUCACCCAGCCCCACUGAAGAGGCUCCUCAUGAGGCUGGAGGAACAUCGCCCGGCUGUGGGGCAUGAAGGCCGCUCCCUGCAAGGCCCUUUCAAUCUGGCCUAGGGGGUGAGGCCCACACUCACCAGCCCCACUGAAAAGGCUCCUCAUGAGGCUGGAGGAACAUCGCCCGGCUGUGGGGUGUGAAGGCCACUCCCUGCAAGGCCCUUUCCUCCUGGCCUAGGGGGCAGGGCUCACACUCACCAGCCCCACUGAAGAAGCUCCUCAUGAGCCUGGAGGAACAUCGCCCAGCUGUGGGGCAUGAAGGCUUCUCCCUGCAAGGCCCUUUCCAACUGGUCUAGGGGUAGAGCCCAGAUUCACCAACCCUACUAUGUUAAAUAUGUAUUCUGUUGUUGACCUCCUUUGUAAUGUUUUAUUUUGAAAUCUUUAAGAUAAUAUUUCGGUUUUCUGUUAUGUUGCUUUGACUGUAUACUCUAUAUUUGACUUUCUUCAGAUUGCUUUAUUUAUGUUUUAUUGAUUUAAUAUGCUGUAAACCGCUUGAGAUUUUUCUUAAAAAUACAAAGCGUUACGGGGAGGGGGGAUCAGAUCAAUACUCAGCAGAUUACAGACCACCCUGAAUGCUAGAGUGUGGCCAGUCACAAGUUAUAGGGAAACAGCCUUUUUAUAGAGUUGAAUAGCUGUUUGAGAUCUCACUGACCUGAAUUAUCCAAACCUUUCAGAUUCUGAAAUACUUGAUGAAGCUGGGAAGUUAGCAGGUGAAUUGCUUAUAUGGGCUGAGAGAGCAAAUGAAGUCCAGUCCGCAAUCAGUAAGUUAUUCUUAAUAGGGUGAUGUUGAGAAAUCAGAGUAUAGGCUGCACAGCUGUUGAAGGUAUAAAGGUCCUACCAUCCUCUAGAAUCUAUCCAUUCCACUUUGAGAAAAAGACCAAGCAACUCGAGCCUCCAAAAUCCAGGGAGAAAUUUGGAUGAGAGUUUUGUGGCUUUGGAUUUUUGUGGCUGUGUUAAUUGGGAAACUCCUCCUUGAAUGGAUUCCUAAUUGGUGGCGGAAGUUGGCUGAAUUCUGGUAGUUUGGGAUAUGAAGACUGAAGUGCCUCACCCUCCAUAAGAGGUGAACAGGGACCCCUCCAAUGCUUAGACCUUGGGUCAUUGUGCCUCAAAUUGGGAUUUGCUCAUUAUCACCCCACCACUGUGACUCUCCCCUGCCAACCAUUGUCAGCAAGGCAAAUGAGGAAUUUGCUGGACCUUACACUCUUGUGAGUUCCAGUGGAUAUCAAUGUAGCUGAAAUCUCCCAUGACUACUAUAUCUCUCCUAUAGCAGACACCCACAGUAAGGUCUCUGUGAAAGAAACAGGAUACCUUUCUGUUACUGUUCCUCUGUUCGUCAAGACUGGGAGAAUUCAAAGAGGUAUCAGAGAAUAAGUUUAGGAGUUAGAAGAGUGUUUCGCAAACUUGGGUCUCCAGCUGUUGUUGGACUACAACUCCCAUCAUCCCUAGCUAGCAGGACCAGUGGUCAGGGAUGACGGGAACUGUAGUUUAAAAACAGCUGGAGACCCAAGUUUGGGAAACACUGAGAAGAUCAUUGCAUCCCAUUGAAUUUGAGCUCCCUCUCAAUGUGGUUUUUCUCACCUGGAAUACACCUGGUCCUGAAUGCCCUAUAGUGAAGCACUUCUGACAGGCUAUUUCUGGGGAGGGGAGGUUGCCAAGCUUAUGCUGAAUGAUUACAUAGGUUACCAGAAAAAUGCCACCUUUAAAAACGAGGCUUGGAGUGCGGGGGGGGGGGGAGAGUUGCUUAGAGCAAGGUGUUCUGGGAACAAGGAAGGGGAAAGAGGUAGAAUUCAAUGUGGCUGGAGGAGGCUGCACUGACAUUCAAGAAUCUCAUCUGAAGUAUCUUGUCUAAAUAUGUGUCAAAUAAACUAUACUUCUUAACGACACUCACCUCCACUAUUCCUCAAUUUUCUCAAUGGAAACACAACCCUGGGCAAGCAACCGGAACCUCCCAAGAUCUUGCUACUGCUCGGCAGAGAUUGGGGGUGCCACACAAUCUUCAUAGCAUUACCAAUCUGUUGAGGAAUGCAAACAGUGGAACAGGGAAGUAAAAGGAGGACAAAUGACCUGGCUAAAUGUGUCCUUUAUUAGAACAAACCUUUUAGAGUGUUAGCUACCAUGCCUUUUGCUGUAUUGUAAUGAAAUAUUAGUAUGUAAUUCAUAAUGACUUUAUGGGGGGGGAUCUGUUAGACCUUCAGCCCAGCUCCUGCUAAAUCUGCUUUUUUGCCCCCACCUUCCCACUUUCUGGCUUGGUUCAAAGAUGACCUCACAUCAAAUCAUCGUCAAAAGUGGCAGCCAUACAAAGAGGCUCUCUAUUUAUUUGAUGAAGGACUAGUAUACUGGCAUGAUGCAGAAAGGCUUUGUGAGAAUAAAAAAUCCAAACUGAUUAUUAUUCAGAACGACAAAGAGGAGGUAAGCUAGCUGAACACUGUAUAUAGAAAUGGCAUGAAUAAUCCUUUGCAAUUUGAUGGUUUUAAGCCUUCCUGGGCAAGAAACUUUGGCCAUAGCUGCACCAUACAUUUAAAGCGUGAUUGUACCACUUUACAGUCACGGCAUCCCCUAGUAUCUUUAACAAACCUGGGAAGUUUGUUAAAGCUACUGAGAGCUUUUUAGCAGACCUCCUAUUCCCCUCACAGUGUUACAAUUCCCAGAGUUCUGUGGGAAGUGGGAUGGAUUGCUAACCCACUUUGAAAUCUGAGGGGGGGAGGGAUUGUGGGAAACACCAGGGGGGCGAUGAUGCAAAGCCCCCGCACUUGAAAUCUCUCUGGGCAUCUUCCCUCUGGAGUGCAACACAGGACGUUCCGAAGAUAUGUGAACACUCAAACAGGCUUGUUUACACAUUUUUUUCUACUUAAAGAAGAAGCCAUGGUCCAAUCAGAAAAAUACAAAUAUUUAGGUUACAAAACUAUAAAGAUAAAGAAAAAAUAAGUUUGCAAAGCAAUAAUUACCAUGUGGUUAGGGUAGAUCAACGUGUUAGUGUCCACUUAUCCCCACUUAUUGGCAAAAGUCGGAAAUUGAAAUAUAACUAUAGCACGUACACAAAAAUCGAUUUCAGAUUUGAAAUCAGCAUUGAAAGAACAUAUAAGAACACUUGAAAAAUCUCAUGCAACGUAAAAUAAAAUAAAAAAUGUUCCCCAGCAUACUGUUUAUCCCAAGGGAAUACAUUUUUUUGAAUACCUCCAACUGUACAUAGAUAUACAUGUCAUUUUCAAUGCUAUACAUGCCAUCUCCAAUGCUAUAUAAGUCACUUACAUUUAUACUCAUAUUGUACUAUUUUGGCUAUGUGUUUAAUAAAAUAUUGAAUUCUUGCAUUGUGAAAAACAAAGAUUACGGUAAAAAGUGAAAAACAUGAAUUGCAAAAAAAAACUAGAGCUUACAGAACAAAACCAACUUCAGAUAUGAAAUCAGCACGUCGAAAUUAGGUUAGAACAACUGCAGAUGUCAAUGCAACAAAAAAUUUGUUUCCCAGUGAAUUGCUUAUUGCCUUGACAUCUGAUGGGAGGGCGUUUCACAGGGCAGGUGCCACUACCAAGAAGGCCCUCUACCUGGUUCCCUGUAGCUUAGCUUCUCCAAGUGAGGAAUCCACCAGAAGGCCCUCGCCGCUGGACCUCAGUGUCCGGGCUGAACGAUGGGGGUGGAAACGCUCCUUCAGGUAUACAGGACCAAGGCCAUUUAGGGCUUUAAAGGUCAGCACCAACACUCUGAAUUGUGCUCAGAAAUGUACUGGGAGCCAAUGCAGAUCUCUCAGGAGCGGUGUUAUAUGGUCUUGGCAGCCACUCCCAGUCUCCAGUCCAGCUGCCGCAUUCUGGAUUAAUUGCAGUCUCCGAGUCACCUUCAAAGGUAGCCCCAAGUAGAGCGCAUUGCAGUAGUCCAAGCAGGAGAUAACUAGAGCAUGCACCACUCUGGCGAGACAGUCUGCGGGCAGGUAGGGUCUUAGCCUGCGUACCAGGUGGAGGGCAAUUCGGAGCCAGACAGUCAAUAGGCCUGGUUAACUCCAAAGGGUCACCAGGGAAUCAGAUGAAAGCCAUCAGCAUGGGAUAAAACAUCCCCUACCACUCUCUGGAAACCAUAUAGAUCCAUUAAGUGGCAGGGGCAGACCAUCUGAAUCAGUCCCACCUCCCUGCAGAGGGGAAGGGUCACGGAGAAGUCCAGUUGCACCAGGAAGUGAUCUGACCAUGACACUUCUUUUGUUUCACUUUUACUUAGUGUCAGAUCACCAUCAUCCAUAGAGGUGAACACCAGGUCUGAGGCAUGUCCACGGCUAUGAGUUGGGCCAAACUUAUUCAGGGACAGCCCCAUGGAGGCCAUGCUUUCCACGAAGUCCCGAGCGGCCCCUUGUAAGGUCGUGUCGGCAUGGAUGUUAAAAUCCCCUAGGACAACCAAACUAGGUGUCUCCAGGAGUACAUCGGCCACAACCUGAAGCAGCUCAGAAAGGGAAUCCUUGGUGCAGCAGGGAGGUCGGUACACCAAAAGGAAUCCUUUACUGCCCCUAUUGCCCAACUUCCAGAACAUGCACUCAGACCCUAUUGGGUCUACCCAAUAGGACGCCUGGUGCAAAUCACUGCAACCCCCCCCCCCCCCGCUGACAUGACCUGGUUUGCUGUGCGUAAGAGAAACCUGGUGGACAAGCAGCGGCAGGAACAGGCCCAUCUGCUUCAUCCAACCAAGUCUCUGUCACACAUGCCAGGUCAAGUCCUCCAUCCACAAUCAGAUCGUGGAUGGCAGUGGUCUUAUUCAUCAUUGACCUGGCAUUACACAGCAGCACCUUCAGGUAAUGUGGGUAAUGCUGAUUCCAGUAUUCUUCUGGUCAGGACCAGACCUGGAGGCAGGGAUAGUCCUCAAACAACGACAAAGCCUGCCUCCUCAGUAAUGACAAGGUCUGGUCUUAGCGUAACUCCUCCUCCGGCCCAUGAUCACUGAGAUCAGAUGUCUCGGUGCUUCUGCCCCUGUAGAAGCUGCCCCAGCCAUUCUGUUGGCUGAGGCUCACUCCCAGGCAGCAUUGACCCUUUCCCCUUAAAAAGAAAAUACAAACAAUACAACAGCCUAACAAGAUAGUAAAAGUAAAAACAAAGCCAAAAACAAUUAUGCUAAAAUUAAACUAAUCCCCACCCCAGCUAAGCAUUUGUCCCACCCCAACAAAGAGAAAGGGGAAUGAAUGAAUGAAUGAAUGAAUGAAUGAAUGACAGAAAAAACCACCAAUCAAAGUGCAACAAAUUAAAAACGCUUUUAAAACAUUUAAGUGUUUAAAACCAUUUUUGGCAUUUGCAGCAGCAGCAGUGUCCCGGAGGCCUCUCUGAAGUCUCUUAAACUUUGGAGGAAGCAUUGACUGUUUAAAGUGGUAUGAUACUUCACCGUGCAGAUGGGGCCACAGUCUGGGGAUGACCUGAGAGGGGAUUCUGGCCUCUUAUUCCUAGGAAAGACUUUUUGAUUGUGCUUUUAGCAGGAGUUCCUGGAAAAUGCAAUUAAAAACGAACAACAUGACUUCUGGAUUGGGCUAUAUUAUAUAGGCAGAUGGAAAUGGAUAGAUGAAACUGCCCUUCUCCGAGGGUGAGUCUGGGAGCAACGUUUCUCUGUUUAUUAUAUUGUAGAAACUUUGUUAGGAAUUCAUUUUUUGUUCUUCAUUGAAAGCUCUUCCUGUCCUUUGCCUGCAUCUAGAAUCCAGCAGAGUAUUUUAUUUCCAUUGCAUUUUAUGUUCCAUGUCAGAAAGGCAGUUUUGUAGGAUGGAAGCAAUAUUAUAGUGUCCAGCUUCAUCAGAAAUGGUAAUGCUGCGUAGUUUGACAGGGCUUGAAAGUAGUUCAUGCUCAACAAUGAAUGGCUUCUACAUUGAGACAAGAAAUCGCCCCACAUGGCAGGGGCUGGUCCAGUAAGGCGAAUGUGCCUCACCAACCUCAGUCUGCCCUCAGCCUUCUUAUACCUACAACCAGUCUGGGGUGGGGUGGAUGUGGUUCUUCCAGUUGUUGGCUCCACAUAUGGUUUGUCUCCUUGCCUUCCACUCUGCCACUACUUAUGGGCACCAGCCACCUAGGACUCCACAUAGCCAAUGCCCCCUCACCCUUGCCUUCUCACAGUCUCUCUCCACCCUCACCUUGUACACGGACACUGUAGUCCUUCAGAACACCCCCGUUGUUGUUGUUGUUGUUGUUGUUCUUCUUCUUCUUCUUCUUCUUCUUCUUCUUCUUCUUCUUCUUCUUCUUCUUCUUCUUCUUUUUCCUCUUCCUCUUCCUCUUCCUCUUCCUCCUCUUCUUCCUCUUUAGCAAUCACUUGUAGCUAAGUAAGAUUGUCUUAACAGUGAGUCUGUAAGUCACUAUGGAGGCCAAUUCUGGAAACACACAUCCUUCCACAGUGGGGACAUUGGUUUCCAGGCAGGAGUUGAUCACGGUGAGGGUUUGCCAAACAUGUCUUCCUCUUAGCACGUUUCUCCCUUUUGUCCUGAGUUUGAGUGUCUUCAAAGUCCGUGACACCUUUGGUAAAGGCUAUUCUCCAACUGGAGUGCUCAUGGGCCAGUGAUUCCCAAUUGUAGGUGUUUAUACUACAUUUUUUUAGAUUUGCCUUGAGAGAGUUUCUAAACCUCUUUUGUUGACCACCGGCUUUACACUUUCCAUUUUUAAGUUCAGAAUAGAGUAGUUACUUUGGAAGACAAUAAUCAGGCAUCUGAACAACAUGACCAGUCCAUGACUAGUGCAGGGUGGCGACAGAAUGUCCCCUUUGCCUCCCCCUCAGCUCUGCUCCCCACCAUUCUUUAGAAGACCAAGCAAUGCUUUUUCACCUCAUCUUGUUAAACUAUGAUAGUUUGAGGAAUUCUACUGCUUCUUAAAUAUUUGCUAAAGUGUAGGAAUGCAGGUACACAGGGCUUGCUUUGUUCCAUAGUAUCAUUCAGUGGUUAUUGUUGCUUUCCACCACCACCAUCCCAGUUAAUUACUAGCUCUGGCACUACAGAAUAAAGAACCUAGUUCUCUUUAUCUUCUAUUUAAAAAAUAAAUAAAUUCAAUGUUGUACACCGCUUUGAAAUAUUUCGCCAUUUAGCAUAUAUAAAUACCUUUCUAAAAAAAAUACCUCCGCAUGGGUUGCUGCUGUAUUUUAUCACCAUUUCCUGAGUCUUUCUUAACUGCAGAAUCCUAUUUCCACUCAGAACUAAUGAGUGUGGAGAAAGAGGAUAGAGAAAAGGUUUUCUCCUACUCUCAUAACAUUAGAAGUCAUCUUUUGCAAUCAACACUAGAAGUCAUCUUUUUGGAACAAUCCAAGGGGACGUUGAAUAAAAAUAAGGGGGGGGAGGGAAGGGAAGGGAAGGGAAGGGAAGGGAAGGGAAGAGAAGAGAAGAGAAGAGAAGAGAAGAGAAGAGAAGAGAAGUUUGGAAAACCAUUCAUAUGUGUUUCAUCUGUUAUGUAAUGACGCUUACUGCCAGGGUGGGCUCCGUUGUGGGUUGGCAACAAAGGUUACCUGGAUCCGGUAAUUGUGCUGGAGGUGAGAGGUUUACCCAGGCUAGGGUGAACCCUUUUUGGCUUCACCCAGACCCAGGAAGUGGAUCGCAGACUGCCUGCCUAUUUGGCCCAUGGCAGGCAGGAUGUGGCACCGACUCCGCCCCUGGGAUAGAUCGGACUGAGCCGGCAGUCUUAACUCUGGUCCGCUCCAUGGAAUUUUAAUCUUUCUUUACUAUGUUGUAGGACGUAGGUAGAAACAGGGCUUUUUUCAGGGGAAACUCGCAGGAACUCAGUUCUGGGACCUCUCAGGUGGGUUCCAGAACCUCUCAGGUGAGUUCUGGAACCUCCCAGGUAGGUGCAAUUGCCAUUCGAAGAGAAAGAGGGAGGCGUUCAUGGUGAGUUCCGGCAUCUUUUUUCUAGAAAAAUAGCACUGGGUAGAAAUAUAGAUACAUAAAAGAAUGCAAAUUUGUCACUGCAUCUUUUAUUUGUUCACUUAAAAAAUGUUAGUUUCCAGGGCGGGUGCUGGGUAUAUAUUUUUUUUUCUGAAAGGAGGUGGUAGGCCACAUAGGUUUAGGAGCCUCUGCUUUAAAGCCUUCCAAGUUGGUGGCCAUCACCACCUCCUGUGGAAGUGAGUUCCACAGGUUAACUUCAUGCUGUGUGAAGAAGCCUUUUCUUUUGUCACUCCAGCUUCAUUGAAUGCCCUGUAAUCUGAAGUUCUGAGAGAGGGAGAUCUCUUAAUGCUGAAAUAAAGUACACAUCCCAUGUGGAUAAUUUGGUUUUGACUGACUCAUUGAUUUGUGCUUCCUUUUCUUUUCAGUUACUGGGUAGUCGGCAAGCCAGAUGACCUGCAUAAUAAACGGGCUUGUGGAAUAAAAGCAAAAUGUACAACACCACUGCGAUGUUGGGAGAACUUUCCCCGUCUUGAUCAAAAAAGAAGCAUAUGUAAAAAGAAGCCUGAUAAACGAUGGUUCAAUUAA